UAUAUAUAAACCUUAUUUUAAGGAGCUCACUCCUCGGCUUUUUCAGCCCUAAAUAAUCUAUGAGAUGUAGGAUUUACCGUAAAAACUUUUGAUGUCUACAAUCAUCAUCCCAUUCCCUCUCCACUCUAAAUACCAGGAAAAUGGCUUCAAAUUCGGCCUCCCAGAUUCUGGCUAUAACCAAAACGGCACCGUACUCGAAACCAAUGGCUUCUCGUUUCCUUCAAUCACGAAGACCUUACCUCAAUCUUUGUUGUUUAUCCCAAAAAUUCUCAAAUGAUAAUGCUCUCUUCUGCUUGCCCAAUUCUAAAUCUUUUCUACUAGCUAAAGAGCUGGAGGAAAGGAAUAGUAAUAAUCAUUCUCCAACCCUUCGUGAAAUUUGCCUGGAUCAUGUGCCGGGCAAUGUGCUACGUAGACUGGAAGAGGCUGGAUAUUUAGUGCCAACAGAUGUACAGAAGGAAGCUUUGCCUGUUCUCUUCUCUGGAAACGAUUGCAUUCUUCAUGCUCAGACAGGUUCAGGGAAGACGCUGACUUACUUGUUGUUAAUUUAUUCUCAAAUAAAUCCUAAAAAAUCGGCUGUUCAAGCUCUAAUUGUGGUUCCCACCAGGGAACUUGGCAUGCAAAUCACGAAAGUGGCUAGGAUGUUGGCUGCUGCAAGACAAAUGGGUCCCGAACUAGAACAGAAGUCAUAUACUGUUAUGGCGCUUUUAGAUGGAGGAAUGUUGAGGAGACAUAAAAGUUGGCUCAAGGCAGAACCACCUGCUAUUGUGGUAGCAACAAUUGGAAGUUUGAGCCAGCUGCUUGAAAAGCAGAUAUUGAAGCUUGAUUCUUUGCGAGUAUUGGUGGUUGAUGAGGUUGAUUUUUUAUUCAAAUCAUCCAAACAAGUUAGUUCUCUCCGGAAGCUUUUGACAUCAUAUUCCUCGUGUAACAACCGUCAAACUGUUUUUGCCAGUGCAUCCAUUCUCCAGCAUAGACGAUUUAGACACGACUGCAUUCAGCAGAAGUGGACAAAGGGAGAUGUUGUUCAUGUCCAUGUCAAUCGAAUUAUGCCAAUGCCAGCAUGCCUAUAUCAUAGAUUUGUGAUAUGUGGUAGAAAAGCGAAACAUCAAGUAUUGUUAUCUUUAUUACAAUCAGAUCUGCCUGAGUCUGGUAUUAUUUUUGUUGGUGAGCAGUCUGAGAAGUCAAAAAAGUCUGGACAAGCUCCCUCAACAACUGCUGUAAUUGAUUUCUUGAGGGCUUCGUAUGAAGGUUCUUUAGAUAUCCUUCUUUUGGAGGAAGACAUGAAUUUCAAUUCACGUGCAGCUUCACUCACAGAUGUGAGGAAAGGAGAUGGCUAUCUCCUUGUGUCUACAGAUAUUGUAGCUAGGGGGAUUGAUCUACCAGAAACUACUCACAUAUACAACUUCGACCUCCCAAAAACUGCUAUCGAUUAUUUACAUCGGGCUGGAAGAACGUGUAGAAAGCCUUUUUCAGAUAAGAAAUACUAUGUUACCAAUAUUAUAUUGUCGGAAGAGCGUUUUGUUUUGCAAAGAUUUGAAAACGAAUUAAUGUUUCACUGUGAAGAGCUUACAAUAGAGACUCAAGGUUGAACUUGGUUCAUUUUAUACAA
Messenger RNA from Gossypium arboreum, 1606 nucleotides. RefSeq names its product DEAD-box ATP-dependent RNA helicase 58, chloroplastic. Gene Ontology annotation, molecular function: RNA binding; RNA helicase activity; ATP binding. Lineage: Eukaryota; Viridiplantae; Streptophyta; Magnoliopsida; Malvales; Malvaceae. Bases 141 to 1586 code for a protein of 481 amino acids. The record is from RefSeq and is a predicted model, not a curated record. The transcript is spliced from 10 exons.